AUGCAGGUCCCAAUGAUCUCCUGCCCGCUCAAGCAGACCAACGAAAUCGACUGGAUAGCGCCCCUCAAGCACCACAUCCGCAACCACUACCAAGACGAUGCCGAACGCUACAACGAUGAAUGCGCCCAGCUCAACCGCCUCCGACAAGACAUGCGAGGAGCAGGCAAGGACAGCGCGGCGGGAAGAGACCUUCUAUACCGAUACUACGGUCAGCUAGAACUGCUCGAUUUGAGAUUUCCCGUCGACGAGAACCAUAUCAAGAUCAGCUUUACCUGGUUCGAUGCCUUUACACACAAGCCCACAAGUCAAUUCUCAUUGGCCUAUGAGAAGGCGAGCAUCAUAUUCAAUAUCUCUGCUGUGCUGUCUUGCCAUGCGGCCAAUCAAAAUCGACAUGAGGAUACGGGGUUGAAGACGGCGUAUCAUAGUUUCCAGGCCAGUGCGGGAAUGUUCACGUACAUCAACGAGAACUUCUUGCAUGCACCUUCGACCGAUUUGAGUCGAGAGACAGUCAAGACCUUGAUCAGUAUCAUGCUAGCACAGGGCCAAGAGGUGUUCAUCGAGAAGCAAGUCGUAGACAAGAAGAAGCCGGGUCUGAUUGCGAAGCUCGCAGCUCAGGCGGCAUAUCUGUAUGCGCAAGCCGUAGAAGGUGUGCAGGAAAAUGUGAGCAAAGCUGUAUUUGAGAGGGUGUGGCUACUUGUCACGCAGAUCAAGCAGCAUCAUAUGGCGAGCGUUGCGCAGUACUAUCAGGCUGUGGCAGAUUACGAGGCGAACAAUUAUGGACAGGCGAUCAGUCGACUGAUGGCAGCUCAGACGGCUGUGAAAGAAGCGAGUAGGCUGGCCAACGCCUUUCCCGGAAGUGUGCCGGCGACCAGCAAUCUAGGCUCAGAGACAGGAACGAUACUCGCGGACAUGACGAAGAAACAGCAAGAGAGCAUUGUGGAGCUGCUCGCCGAGUACAAUCGGGACAAUGACAUGAUCUAUCAUCAGCCUGUACCAUCAGAGACGAAUCUGCCGAGCAUACCGAAGCUACCUGCUGCGAAGGCGAUUCCCGUAUCUGAGCUGUAUCAAGGACAAGAUAUCCAGCGGAUCAUUGGGCCUGAUAUAUUUCAGCGGAUUGUGCCCAUGUCCGUCACAGAAAGUGCGAGCUUGUAUGAUGAGGAGAAGGCGAAGAUGAUACGCGCCGAAGCUGAGCGAGUAGAGACUGCCGACAGCGAAUUGGCAACAUCGUUGGACUACCUUAAACUGCCAGGAAGCCUGAACAUCCUUAAAGGCGCCGUUGACCAGGAUUCGAUGACAGUCGAUGAUGACUUCAGGAACUGGUGUACGGAGCUGGCUGGUCACAACCCGUUCGGACCAGUUUUCGAUCAACUACGCGAAGAUAAGCAGACGAUCUUGUCAACUUUGGAUAAUAGUCUAAAGCAACUGGAUAUGGAAGAGUCAGUGUGCGAAAAGAUGCGAAGCAAGUAUGGGCCGGAAUGGACGCAGCAACCUUCGAGUCGACUAACACAAACACUGCGCACCGACGCAAGAAGCUAUAAGUCUGCUGUGGAAGAAGCUUCGACAAGUGAUGCGCAGCUGUACGGCACAUACAGGCAGUAUGAGUCUGAUAUGGAUGAGAUGCGAUCGGCAGGCGAAACUGAUGAGGCUGAUGUGCUCUAUCAGAGAGCGAUGAUCAAAGCUGGAGCUGGCAAGAAGGGCAUACAAGGUCCUGCUGCUUUUGAUGAAGGCAACCUUCUCGACGACGACUUCGCGGACGACAGUCAGCAGAGUGUCGCGGAGCAGAUCGAGAGGGUAGAGGCUCUGAUCAGCAAGCUUCAGCUCGUAAAGCGAGAACGAGCGCAAGUGCUGAAGGACUUGAAGGAGAAGAUACAUAACGACGACAUCUCGAAUGUUCUGAUGCUCAACAAGAAGGCUAUCACGAACCAGGAGAGUCAGCUCUUCAAGUCCGAGCUCGAGAAGUUUCGCCCUCACCAGAAUCGCAUCUUGCAAGCAGUGCACAAGCAGUCGUCUCUUAUGAAGGAGCUCACUCGCACAUAUAGCGAACUGCUUCAAGACAAGCGAGUCAAAGGCGAACAAAACAAGUACGAAGCCUUUUCACGGCAACGGAACACGGUCUUGAGCAAAUAUCGGAAGGUCUUCCAAGCAUAUAAAGAUCUCCAAGCAGGUCUGUCGCGAGCACAGCAAUUCUACGACGAAAUGAAGGAGACAGUGGACAGCCUGAAAAAGAACGUUGACUCCUUCGUCGAAAAUCGUCGUUCUGAAGGUGGACAACUCCUCAGCGCAAUCGAAGCUUCAAAAGGCAGCGGCGCAGAUCGAGAACAAGCCCGUCUGAAAGAGCUCAUGGAACGCAUGAGCGUCAGUCCCAACAGCCAGCAAUCUUCUGGCUCGCCCAUGCCAGGCUUCAGCGGCGCUGGUCAGAGAGACUCAUCACAACGUCCUCCUGCGCUCCAACCUCAGACUUCCUAUGGUCAUCAGCCUCAGCAACCCCUCUACAACCCAGCUGCCAGCCCGCCCAUCACACCUCGCUACCAACCUCCGAAUGGCAGCAACAUGCAGUCUUCGGUCCCAGCUCCUUACCCAUACCAACAAACAGCAAACUACAAUCCUAACCAGUACGGCGCGCCUCCCAUGCAAUCACCCCCCGCUCAUCAACAGUACUUCUCUCCCCCUCCGAAUCACUACCAACAGCCACCGAGCACGACACAAUAUAGCCAACAUCAGCAGUACUCCGGUAACGGUGUGCCGCAAGGCUGGCAACCUCCUCCACCUCCCCCUGGCCCGCCGCCAAGUAAUCAGAAUCAGUAUGGUCAACAUCAGCAUCAGCAACAGAGUGGAGGAGAUCCUUGGGCUGGACUCGCGGGGUGGAAGUAAAGCGUGUUUGAGCGUUCGGUUUGGGAUGCAUGCAUGUGUUUGAGAUGUGUUUUUUGGAGUGGAGCACUGUAGCAUGAUUGUACAGCGAGCAUUUGACAGUGAGUGGCAUUUUACUUACGUACCUUAGGAAUGAGACAAAAUAGCAGUCAGGUAUCUUC
Messenger RNA from Pseudocercospora fijiensis CIRAD86, 3029 nucleotides. RefSeq lists its product as uncharacterized. The record is from RefSeq and is a predicted model, not a curated record. The transcript has 2 exons. Lineage: Eukaryota; Fungi; Ascomycota; Dothideomycetes; Mycosphaerellales; Mycosphaerellaceae. Gene Ontology annotation, biological process: protein transport to vacuole involved in ubiquitin-dependent protein catabolic process via the multivesicular body sorting pathway. Gene Ontology annotation, molecular function: protein binding. Gene Ontology annotation, cellular component: endosome. Bases 1 to 2871 code for a protein of 956 amino acids.